This is a messenger RNA of Mercenaria mercenaria, 735 nucleotides long. Its product is annotated as E3 ubiquitin-protein ligase RNF130-like. NCBI's taxonomy places the organism in Eukaryota, Metazoa, Mollusca, Bivalvia, Venerida, Veneridae. The transcript has a single exon. The coding region runs from base 211 to 720 and encodes 169 amino acids. The record is from RefSeq and is a predicted model, not a curated record.
UCACCUGUUGUGACGUCAUUCAAAACCAUAACACAAUAUGAAUGAAUGUGUAGAGGUGACGAAAUCUGGAGAAUCUUGUUUUGGUAAAUUCAAGGCCCAAUAGGGCAUGUAUAUGACAUAUUCGCAUGGAAUUACAAUUAAUAUAACAAAUACAUCUCUUUGAAUUUUAAUCCAGAAUAUUUGUGGGGGUAUUUUCCAGCUUGAAAAGGCAUGGAAUUUUUUACACACAAUCGUAUUUUCUUCACAAGAUGGAGGCCUAAAAUGGAUGUGUGCAUAUUUUAUGUGUAUUUAUACGUGUUGUUGUCAUGUCCGUUUGUUAUAUGUACACAUGAAGUUCAUCAUACAAUUGAAAAGGCCAAAAUCUCGAUCAGUUACGUGAACGAAUUGGGUUCUUAUCAAGAAGUAGACCAGUUUGAUUUUGGAAAUUACGGAGAACAUUCUCUAGUAAACAAAGCAAGUCCAGUGAAAGGCCAACUUGUUCAAGUACAGACUUUGUACAAUAAAAGUGAAUUGGGAUGCAGUCCACUUGAUCCAGCAAUAAUACCGAACGAUGAACCAUGGAUUGCUCUCGUCAAACGAGGGACUUGCAAUUUCAAUGAGAAAGUAUACUAUGCGAAAAUUUUGAAAGCAUUGGCAGUAAUCGUAUAUGACAACAAGUCAUUAACGGAAGAUGGAAUAACAAUGGAUAUAAAAGGAAAACAUAGUGGUAGGUAUAUGUGAAAAAUAAGCAUUUAU